GUACGCUGUCUCGCGCUUCUCGGUGGCGGCAGGGCUGAUGGCACCCUGGAUUGGCACGGCCUCCUCGCCCAAAGUACUCAAGCAAGCAAUGGAGUGCGGAGCCUGGGUGGCGUUCGGCUACAUUGGCCAGGCUGUAGGCCUGAUGACAACCACAGCCUCGAAGUCCUGCUUCAUCUGUUCCUUGAACGUCGUCUUUGUAGCGAUGAUCGUGGGCAUCACCAAGCGCAAGUUCGAUCCCCAGACGUUAGCUGCUGCUGUGCUGGCCGUCGCCGGAGUAGGCUUCUUGGAGCUUGCAGGGUCGCAGCAGUUCGUCAUCGGCGAUCUGAUCUCCCUGGCACAGCCCAUCGGCUUUGGCAUGGGUUACAUCCGGCUUGAGGAGAUCAUGGAGAAGAACCCCAAGGAUGCCUUGCCCGUCACGGCCGUAAAGCUGGGCAUGGUCGCCCUGGCGUCUUGGGCCUAUUAUAUUCUCACCACCGGCACCCCCGACCUGGAGCCCGUCCUUGCAUCUUCAGCUGCGCUGACGGGCAUUUUGUAUACCGGGCUGGUGACCACCGCAUUGGCAUUGGUGGUCGAAUCAGUGGCCUUCCGUUUCAUCGAUGCCACCUCUGCGUCAGUGAUCUUCACCACGGAGCCCCUCUGGGCAGCAAUCUUCGCUAUCUGGCUGAUCAACGAGCCCUUCUCGGCGGUGGAUGCCGUAGGAGGUGCCCUGGUCAUUGGAGCCAACGUCAUCAAGGAGAUGCCAGAAGAGAGUUUGCCCUGGAACUGGAAAAGCGAGGAGAAGUCCACUGACCCCUGA
Messenger RNA from Symbiodinium pilosum, 796 nucleotides. NCBI's taxonomy places the organism in Eukaryota, Dinophyceae, Suessiales, Symbiodiniaceae. The record is from the annotation of a GenBank genome assembly.